Messenger RNA from Amoebophrya sp. A120, 2838 nucleotides. Lineage: Eukaryota; Dinophyceae; Syndiniales; Amoebophryaceae. The record is from the annotation of a GenBank genome assembly.
CGAACAAACAAAAGAGUAUGUCGUUAAAAUUAGAAGCAAACUUGAACAGACCAAAGAUUCGCCUUCUGUGCGCUGUUGACGACCAUGACAAAUUUGGAAUAGUGCAUUACUCCCUGCCAUCAUAGGAGCGUUACGCCGACGAGAAAGUGAACACGGAAGUACUCUCCAAUCUGUGAAGCAGAAUUCCAGUACGAAGACAACAUACAGUGCCGCCCAACAAGUCGACCCCCUUUCUCGCAAUAAAAAGCGCUGCACUUCUUGCUGGCAGAAGGAGUGUUGUUCUGUCAUCUUCAAUUACCCAAAGGAGAAAGAGAAAAGCGAGCAGCACCUGACGACCAUACCUCCGCCAGGAGCGAAGAUGCCGGACAAGAUCUCCCGCGACGAACAGCCGGCAAUCCCGGCCGCCGCGGCGUCGAAUCGCUUGAAGUACCACAACUUUUCCGCGGGCCCGAGUCGUUUGUUUGAUGAGGUGAUGGAAAAGGCGCACGAGAGCUUCUACCACUUCGACAAGACGCUGGACCGCUUCGGCCCGAACUUCAUGGAGUUUUCGCACCGCGAGCCCUUCGGCGAGGUGCAGCAGGUCAUGCUGGAGUACCAGAAACUGGUCAAGGAACUAUUGAACGUCCCCGACAACUACCACAUUCUGAUGAUGCCGGGCGGCGCGCACCAGCAGUUUUCCGCGGUGAUGGUCAACUUGUGCAAGAACAAGCCGAACGAGUCCCCGCCGCACUACGUCGACUCCGGGAACUGGUCGCGGAAGGCCGCCGCGAUCGCGGAAGCCUACUGCAAAACCGCUUACCCGGAGUGGUACGGACGGAGCGGAACUUCCAGUAAAAUCUCUUGUUCCACCACGUCGAAGAAGAAUGGUUCCAAAAGCAGUUGCAGUAGCAGCAGCAAUCUCAAUCUGCCGCGCUCCUCCUCCGCGACGUCUUUCUGCUCCACAACCACCGGCGGUUUCACCAUGAGCCCAUCCGACGAAGACUUCGCGACUUCGUCUUCCAAAGGGGACAUGAUGAAAGCCGAAUCCUCCGGGAUGAACAUGAACAAUCUCGCGACCAACAACAGUUCCUUCGAGGCCUCUCCGCCCUCCUCCACCCUGUUUCGCUCUUCUUCCAUCGCCACCAGCACGGGGUCCCACAACGAGCCCUCGCCGAUGCUGCCGAGUCGGGUUUUUUCGGAAACCAGUUCGGACGCGGAGGAAGAGUUCUCGCCUGUUGUCCAGAUGGUCGUCUUGGAGGAGGACAAGAACGUGGAGUCUUCAAAAAUGCAGCCGAAAAAUAACUUGAUGAAGGCCAGUAGCAAAAGUAGUGUGAUCUCCGACUUUUCCGAGCAGGUCCACGGCCCGCUGUUCUGCAACAAGGACCGCGGCUGCGUCAACAAAGUCACGGAUUGGCAGGUCCGGGAGGACGCCGCGUACGUGUUUUGCUGUCUGAACGAGACCAUCGAGGGGCUGGAGGUGUUCGAGGAACCGGAUCUCGCGUUGAUCGACCGCGCGCACAUCCCGCUCGUCGCGGACGCGACCUCCACCCUCUUUUCGCGCCCCAUCGACGUGUCCAAGUACGGCGUGCUCUUCGCCUCCGCGGGCAAGAACCUGGGCCCCACGGGGGUGUGCUUGGUGCUGGUACGUGAUGAUUUGCUGUCGGACAACUGCAAGAUCGUCAACGGGGUUUUGGACUUCGGCGACGCGGUGAAGGAACAAGCCGGUUGUAGUUCUGGUGCGCAGAACGUUUCGGUUUCGGAGGAAAAAAUCCUGGAGUUCACCUCGCUACCGAUGAUGGACUGGGGCAAGUACGCGUUUUCGAAGCCUGUUCCGAACUAUCAAGAGGAAAAAUCCCCCCUCCCCAUAUCGAAACGAAGUUUCUGAUGCUGGAUUUCCGUACACAAAUCAGAUUUGUCUUGCAGUAGGGGGCUGCAGGCAUAUGUCAAGCCUCGGUCGAGAGGUUUUGACGUAGGCGCCUAGCAUGACAAACGUGUAUGCUCUAAGCCCAACAGCAUCACAAACCGCCUGCAAAAUGCAGGGGGCUCUCUGGACUUGCCUUCUUGCAAGACAGACAAGAUUUGAGGUCACAAAUGUGCGUCACAAAUUUUCAGACGGAUGCGUUUUCAAUAUGGGGAGGGGGGAUUUUUCUUUACGAUACGAACAUCUACAACACACCAGCGACGUACCCGCUGUACCUGGGCUACCUGACGUUGAAGACCACGCUGGAGAAGGGCGGUAUGGUCGCGAUGGAGGAGAAGGCGAAGCAAAUUUCCGACAAGAUUUACAACUUUCUGGACGACGAGUUCGAGUCGCACGGGUUCUACAAAGUCGUAGUCGACAAGAAGUUCGCCCACGAUCGCAGCCGCAUGAACAUCUGCUUCAAAAUCAAUGAGUAAGCGAGGGAAAGGAAAGUUUGCUUGAAGAAAGACAAUGAAUUUGGCAUUCAGAUCCUUGGUGGUGCUGCAUUGUUUCCGAGCAGUCUCGCACUGGCGCUCUUGGUCUUGCGUUGAUAAACAUUUUUGCACUUCAUCAAGAUGAGCAAAAUCGCACCUCCACAUCAAGUGUUGUAUGUGCAUCGUUCACAUUGUUCGAAGUAACCAGGCAGCAUCUACUCAAAUUCUAAGAGAAACUUUGGCUUUUUUUUUCCUCAGCACAACAGCACUGCUUUCCCGGCUGCGCGCGAGUUGGAAAAGGAGUUUCUCGAGUUCGCCGCGAACAAGUACAACGUGCAUCAGCUCGCGGGACACCCGGCGGCUGGCGGCUUGCGCUUCACCACCUACAACGCGAUCCCGGAGGCGAGUGUCGACGUCGCUUUGGGUGCACUGACCGAGUUUCGCAAGCUCCAUGCCGCAGCUUAA